GUCACCUACACCGCGCACAAUGCCGCCCUGACGUCCCAUAAUAUCCUCGUCAAAGCCAACUUGAAGAACUUCCUCGUCUUCCAGGGUGAUAUCAAAGCUGUUGCAUCUCAGUCUCCAAGAGAGCUUUCCCGCCUCAUAGAACAGAUUUCAGGUUCUCUCUCGCUUUCACAGGAAUACAAGAAAGCGAAGGAAGCCCAAGAACGCACAACAGAGAACGCAACCUUCAACUUCACUAAGAGGAGAGGCAUCGCAGGCGAAAUAAAACAGUAUAAGGAACAAAAGGGAGAGGCAGAGCGAUUUGAGAGCUUGUGUGAUCAUAAAGACAACCUUAUUCUAAAGCAUAUUCUUCACAAGCUUUUCCAGAUCAAAGAGGCACUCGAAGCGAAUGCCUGCGACAUUCAAACAAAGUCUAGGGCCCUUGCUGGCCUCCAUGCAGAGCAUGGAGAAAGCGAGAAGUCUCUUAAGGAUGCACGUGCAGAGCAAGCAAGGCCCACACAGCAGUUGUACGAGAACUCGAGAAGGCGAAAA
Messenger RNA from Suillus fuscotomentosus, 528 nucleotides. RefSeq lists its product as uncharacterized. Gene Ontology annotation, molecular function: DNA binding. Lineage: Eukaryota; Fungi; Basidiomycota; Agaricomycetes; Boletales; Suillaceae. The annotation marks the transcript as partial. Gene Ontology annotation, biological process: sister chromatid cohesion. Gene Ontology annotation, cellular component: nucleus; cohesin complex. The transcript has 2 exons. The record is from RefSeq and is a predicted model, not a curated record.